AUGGCCGCAUCCGAGGACGGCAGCAGCUGCCUUGUGUCGCGGGGCCGCUCGCAGAGUGACCCCAGCUUCCUCAGCGACUCUUCAGCCACCUCCACGGACGCCGGGGAGAACCCAGAUGAGAUGGACCAAACUCCCCCAGCACGCUCCGAGCCUCUCAUCUCAGGGAUUCGAACUCCCCCUGUGCGGAGGAACAGCAAGCUGGCCACCCUGGGCAGGAUCUUCAAACCAUGGAAAUGGAGGAAAAAGAAAAACGAGAAGCUGAAACAGACCACGUCAGCCCUGGAGAAGAAGAUGGCUGGCAGGCAUGGUCGGGAGGAGCUCAUCAAGCAGGGGCUUCUAGAGAUGAUGGAGCAAGAUGCUGAAAGUAAAGCAUGCAGUCCCAAUGAAGGCUCCCAACCUGUGCAGAGUGAGCCAUCCACUGCCGAGCAGGAGACACUGACCUCGGAUGGCAUCCAGCCUGGAAGUCCCUUGGCCAGUGGGACAGAUGAGGCCUCCCAGGCUGAGCUUCUGUCCUCCGAUGCCCAUCUGGAUGACACAGCCAAGACACCAACUGCGUCCAGUGCAGAAGGGGCAGAUGAUGGCAGCAUCCUGCCCACCUCUGAUGAGCUCUCUCAAGCCUUAGCUGGGUCUGACUCCCCGGACAGUCCUCCCAGACCCCUGGAGAGAUCUGCAAGCCAGCUUCCUAGCCCUCCACUGCUGCCCACUCCACCACCCAAGGCCAGCUGUAAAGCCACAAAAACUGUCACAGGGCAAGCUGCACUCUUCCAAGGCCCCAGCAUGAAGAGCAAUGAGCCGGCUCUCCGAGGACAGCUUGCCACUCCCACAGGAUCCCCUCAUCUCACCACUGUCCAUCGGCCACUGCCCCCCAGCCGUGUGAUUGAGGAGCUCCAUAGGGCACUGGCCACAAAGCACCGUCAGGACAGUUUUCAAGGACGGGAAUGCAGAGGGUCUCCAAAGAAACGCAUGGACGUGCGUCUGUCAAGGACGUCCAGCAUGGAGCGGGGCAAGGAGAGGGAGGAGAUGUGGAGCUUUGAUGGGGCCUCAGAGAACAAGCGGACUGCCGCCAAGGACUCGGAGGAGAACAAGGAGAAUCUGAUGCUGAGCUCUGAGCUCAAGGAUGACCUGCUUCUGUAUCAGGAUGAGGAGGCACUCAACGACUCCAUCAUCUCCGGAACAUUGCCAAGGAAAUGCAAGAAGGAGCUGCUGGCUGUGAAGCUGAGGAACCGGCCGAGCAAGCAGGAGCUAGAGGACCGGAACAUCUUCCCCAGGAGGACUGAUGAGGAGAGGCAGGAGAUCCGACAGCAGAUAGAAAUGAAGCUCUCCAAAAGGCUGAGCCAGAGACCAGCUGUGGAGGAGCUGGAGAGAAGAAAUAUCCUGAAACAAAGGAAUGAUCAGACAGAGCAAGAAGAAAGGAGAGAAAUCAAGCAAAGACUAACAAGAAAGCUUAAUCAGAGACCCACUGUUGAUGAAUUGAGAGACAGAAAAAUUCUGAUCCGCUUCAGUGACUAUGUGGAAGUAGCAAGAGCGCAGGACUAUGACAGGAGGGCAGACAAACCCUGGACAAGACUGUCAGCAGCAGAUAAGGCAGCAAUUCGUAAAGAAUUAAAUGAGUAUAAAAGUAAUGAAAUGGAGGUACACGCAUCCAGCAAGCACUUGACAAGGUAA
Messenger RNA from Cricetulus griseus (Chinese hamster), 1665 nucleotides. Lineage: Eukaryota; Metazoa; Chordata; Mammalia; Rodentia; Cricetidae. The record is from RefSeq and is a predicted model, not a curated record.